Molecule: messenger RNA, 1928 nt
Organism: Ruditapes philippinarum (Manila clam)
Lineage: Eukaryota; Metazoa; Mollusca; Bivalvia; Venerida; Veneridae
Exons: 1
Coding region: 356-1612 (418 amino acids)
Source: RefSeq, a predicted model, not a curated record
AUUAAGCUAUUUACUUGAUUAAUAGGUAUAAUAAGUAUACAUUUAUUUGUAAUGAAUUGUUUACACAUUACCGAUAUUGUAUCAAUAGUUUAAGUCGUGGUUUUAAAGACCGAUUAUCUAACUUCUUAUAAAAGGUCAGCAAAGAUUGAAGAUUAUUCUCAUUUAAAUAAGGAAUUAGCCCCAGCGUUCCUGUUCAAAUAAUAUAACAUUUAAAUCUAAUAUCGUAAGAUGAAGUUUUUAAAAAGUCAUACUUGAAAUCGAGGUGUGUAAUUCGAAUGCUAUCCUGUUAAAAAUAUUUUUCGCGAUAUGUACGGAAAAAAUGGACAUAAUUCAUGAUUUUAAAAUUUAAAGCGACAUGCCGUUAUUCACUAGACGUUCGCAGGCCUUUACAACUAUCUUUGGCUAUUCAACCGAGCCGGGCAACACUCGGGAGUCUAACGUCAGCAACUUCCGUUCACCGAAUCGGAGCCAACUUCGAAGUUUCCGUGUUCUGCCGUCAUAUCCGUCUCCAAAGCAACGAAGGGAGAUAACUUCGAAUGCCUCAGCGUCAUCUUUCCGAACCAGUUACGUUAUGGCAGACGAUUUUAGCGAUGACACCGAAUCAGACGACACUUCCGUUAGUAAUUUGUCGCGUGCGUUCUAUCGCCAGCGAACGCUUGCCAGAGGAAACUUUUGUGUUGACGAAAGUUCUGAUGAUGAGUCGAUUCCAAGUGAACCGGUGACAAACAUGACGUAUUCAUCAAUUCAUCUUACUCCACGAUCCCGGCAACCUAGAAAAGAGGCGUAUAGAUUUAAUGUAGAAGGAACUGGAGCGGUUACCUGCAUCAUGGACACAAGUGCAGGACAGUGCUGGAUAACUAGAUACAAUGAUAAAAUUUUACAUAUUUACCACAGAAACGGUCACAAGAAGGAAGCAAAAGCAAUCAGUGAAAAAAUUAACAUGAUGUGUAUGCGGCAAGAUAAAUGUCUCCUGGUUACACCACAGUUUUCAAGGAGUGUCUUCAAAAUGGCGCCAACUGGAAAAAUGACAAAUUUCCUAACUUUUGAGCUUGAAGUCGGUGGUUUUUGUUGCACAAGUAGAAACGAAAUUCUUAUUACAACAACUCCAAUACAAAAAUCUCAGAAGAAAGGGCCAAGGCCUCGUAAAACGCCGUCCAUUCUCCGCUUCAGUCAGUCUGGUGAUAGACUUUGGGAAAUCAAGGUUAAGGGAACUGAUCCCUUUGUCAGACCGUCCAAAAUUAAGGUCAAUAUCAAUGGGGAUAUUUGCGUGUUAGACCACGAAACUUCAAAAGAGCAUUUAGUUAUUCUUGCUCCCGAUGGCGAGGAAAAGAAACGCUAUUAUGGUAUACAAGACAAAGUAUUAGAUCACCCAUUUGAACCCAAGGAUAUUUGCUGCGACAAGAAUGGAUUUAUAUAUAUACCGGAUGUACGUAACAGUGCCGUGCACGUGCUAGACAAAACCGGACACUUUCAUCACUUUUUGUUUACCAAAGAUGAUGGGAAUAAAUUCCCGUGUGCCAUUGCAUGUGAUUCCGACAAUUUCGUAUGGGUGGGAUUAUCCUCCGGUGCUAUUCGUGUCUAUAAAGCCGACCAGAAAGCAAACGCAAAGUGAUUCAUAUAAAAUCGGAUUAGUUUUUAGUUGGCAGCAAUCCUUUUGAAGUACGCGUGGCAUUUAAACCGAAUUUGAAUCGAUUUAACAAAUGCUUAUAACUUUAGAAAUAAUCAUAUAUUUAGGUUUGAACAAUGUAUUUAAAUACAUAACUUGGAAGAAUUUGAAUAGUUGCCGGUAGGGUUAUCAAUAUUUUUUGUAAUGUUAUGAUAAUAACUAUUGCAAUGUCAUUGAUAACUGGUUGUCAUGUUAUCAAUAAAAGUUAUGAGGAUAUUAAAAUAAUUAUUACAAAAAUAAUUGUUGCAUUGCUAUUAAUAAU